AUCUUAUUAGUUACGGUAUCUCAGAAACUAUAAAAUUUACAUAAUAGAAUAUCUUAAAUGAAAUUCUACAAAUUCGAAAUUGAAACUAGUUCGAAUUAACUUUUGGGUUUUUCUUUGUUAUUGAUUUAUUUGAACAAUCGUCAUCUUAAUAAUUAGAAGAAGUUUAUAUAUAAUAUUUCCAGUCUCUAAGUUGAAUGCUCUCAAGACAAAUUUUUAAUGUGUUAUAGGAAAAACGCACAGUUUACCCACACUAAGGUUUUUUUAUCAAAACUUGUUUUGAUUGUAUAGAUGACGUCCAACCACAGUCAUUUUAUGCUUAAUCGAAGAGGAGGCCCAGUAGUUUGUCUCAAGAUCUCUAUUUAUACAGUCGUAGUUAAUGUGUUAAUAAUUUCCUAGUCAUCAACAAAUUAACUAUAUUUUCGAGUCUUGGGUGUAUUGUAAAAGUGUUAUAUCUUUAAAAUAUUAAUUUAUGUAGGCAAAUAAACUGAUUAAAAUGAAAUACUUAAUGAGUGUUUUGAAUGUGAUGGUAAUGAUUGGCGAGAUUUUGACAGAUAAUAAUGUUUCAAAGAAUUCAAUCGGGUUUCCAGAGAUUGAGGAAAAUAACAACUUAAAAAAUAAAGAUAACCGACAACCGGUAUUCAUGCCAGCGACGUGUCCUCCAAACGAACUUUAUUACCCUGGUGACCAGAAAGAUGAUUGGAUCUGUGAUUGCAGACCAGCAUUCCUCUAUCAUCCACAGUCGGACUCGUGUUGGUCAGCUUUCCAACGAGGUCCCUGCGCAGUCAACGAAUACCUGAUUCUGCCGAAAGACUCUGUCAUUCCAAUUUGCGUGAAGAACCCCUGCGGAGCUGAUACUUACGUUAUAUUCAAUGGGAAAUGUGAAAUGCUGGGUUCGAUAUCAGCUUGUGCUCAUUUAUAUCCCAUAGUCGCAGCGGUCGGCGUAAAUGCGACGACAUUAGAAAUCGAUUGUGUCAAACUCAAUUUGGAGUCAAGAUUUGGUGAGGGUCAGCCGGUACCGACUGUUGAUCGGCUGGGGAAUUGCCAGCCUGGCUCUAAAAGCAGUGUCAAUAGGAAGUGUGACAAAAUUAAAAUUUAAACAUUUUCGUAAAUAUAAAAAUACCUUUUCAUUACCAACCCUAACGAACAAAACAUAAUUUUUGUGACUAUAUUUACAUUUUGUCAUUGAUUUAGAGGUUUUUUUAUCCUUUUGGACAAGUCAGCCCCAUCAUAACAUAUUUUUUAUUUAUUCAAAAUUAAACUAUUAUUUGUCAAUAUUAUUCUAAAGUAUGUUUACUUAUGGUUCUUAAAUAUUUAAGUAAUUGAGAUAAUUUUUAUAUUCUGUCAUAUUCCAAACUAUAUAUCCGCAAAUAUAUGCUAACAUAGUAAAAAUAUUUAUGCUAAUCGAUUCUAUUUGGUGUGGGGAACGCAAUACUAUGGGACUAUAAAAUAUGAGUGCUGGAAAUUACAGAAAUCAUAUAAAACUACUUGAUAUAUUCGUUAUUACCAAGAGAUUAUAUUUUUACUGGGAGCCGUUAGUUAGUCCGUUAGUUCCAGUUUUUCCUUUUUGGUACUAAAACCUAAAGCGGUUUAAACAGCUGGUCGGAGAUGACAUAUGAAAUAAAAGAAUCUUAAUAAAAUUGACGUGAGAUUUUUUCAAUAAAACUGACUUCAGAAGUCAAAAGUUGGUUUCAUCAACUUCUUAUAUCAUCAGUUAGUAGUAGUUUUUAAUUGUAGAUGCUUAUUUAAACUCAGUUUAGUUUUGUUAUUAAUUUCACGGCAGGUAGAUAAUUCUUUCCCAUAGCCAAAUUAAUGUCAUAAAAAGAUCGGUAGGAUAAAUUUUACGUGAGUUAGCAUAUACUUAUUAAAUAUAGUUAUGGCCUACAUUGGACCAUUCUUUAUUACUUUUAGAGUUAACAUCAGUCAGGGAACUAUAAGUUGCGUAAUAAACAGGUCAAUGAGUUAAUGAAAUGUACUUGCACUAAAAACGUUCGCGUUAUAGCACCACUAAAGUUCUUUGGAAACCGAUAAAGCGUCCCAUUGGUAACCAUGGUAACUAUGUGUCAGCAAGUUGAUACUAACCUUUAUUUACCAAUUAAUUCAUAUGUUUCCGAGGUGUCCGCACGUUUUUAAAUCGACAAAUAUACUCAUAUAUUUUUGUAUUAAAUGAAUCUCCUGAUAAUCACGUAGAGUAAUUUUGGUAUCUUUCGGAUAAGACCUAGAAGUUGUACGUAGAGUUGCGAUCUGUAUUAUUAUAUUAAAUGUGUUUGAACAAAGUUAAUGUUAAUUAAACAAUUGAUAAAUAAGCUGAAUUUUGGUAAGUAAUGCUUUUUGAUUUUUUUUAUCUAAACCUAUUAAUUACCUAUAAUGUAAGUAUAGGUACUCAAACUAUAGUACUUCUUUUUCUAUAUGAAACUUCUUUAAACUGUCAUUGUAACACAGUAAAAAAUUGAAACAAACAUAAUUUAACAAUAAACUAUUUAAUUGUAAGCUAACUGUUGUGUAUUUCAAAUAAUAAUUAUCUUUAACUUUUAUUUAUUCAGUAUCGUUUCUUUUACUUAUUCCUGUAAUUUACAUUAUAACUAGUAAUCUAAAUUCAUAAUCUUUUGUCAUAUAUUAAAAAGCAACGUUUUAACUAGUUAGAUUUUUUAUACUUAUUCAAUUAGUAAAAUUCAGGAUAAUCAUUAUUAAUAUUACCUUGUAGCUACUACUAAUAACAAAAAGUUAUCUUCCGAGUUUGACAAAUUUUUUAUGUUUAAUAACUUCAUUAAAUAUAAGCAGAACAUGUGGGUUAAACUUAAAGACUGACUUCAAAGAUUGACCCCCAAUAUCGAAAAACAAAACUUAAUAUAAUUGCGAAAAAACUAUUUAUGUGCCUCAAAAUAAAACAGUUCGAGCUUUCAGUUUAUUGUCUCUCAUUUGAUAUUUAAUUCUAAUUUAAUAGAGUUUUGGUAAUCUCUUAAAAAUAGCUGAAGGGAAACUUCAAGAUCGAUAUAUUAUUAAUAACCGCCAUAUGCAUAACGACGGUGUCGAGUGGCUACAAAUCGAACCGACGGCGACGCGACGGACGUCAGAAACAGAGUGAUCAAUAGUAGGUAAAGAUUCUAAACGAUUUACGGAUGAAUAAAUCAAUAUGGCACAGUUGAAGGACGUGGAUAAACAAUACCCAAAAGAUGUCGGUACACAAAUUCUAAAAUUAUUUAAAAAUUACCAUACAUACACACACGUCAGGCUACUAUAAUAUAUUUCCUGAAUUGAAUUUGAACUCUACUGACAAUCUAUUAAGGUUUAAAAUCAAGUGAAUUAAUUUUACAGAUAUGUGCAACCUGAAAUACUGUUGACUUGAAAUAUUAAUUAAUUCUGUUGAAUUGGCGAUUAAAACUUGAUGGUUAUGGGUAUUUGUAUGUAUAAUCAUAAAUUUACUUAAAGUUGAAGUCGUAUCAUAGUAAAACCAUUUUAUAUCUAAAAAUUACUAUUUACUACUACGUAGAUACUUGUU
Molecule: messenger RNA, 3496 nt
Organism: Diatraea saccharalis (sugarcane borer)
Lineage: Eukaryota; Metazoa; Arthropoda; Insecta; Lepidoptera; Crambidae
Source: the annotation of a GenBank genome assembly